Messenger RNA from Fomitiporia mediterranea MF3/22, 3427 nucleotides. RefSeq names its product Utp14-domain-containing protein. The record is from RefSeq and is a predicted model, not a curated record. The transcript has 9 exons. Gene Ontology annotation, biological process: rRNA processing. The coding region runs from base 1 to 3180 and encodes 1059 amino acids. NCBI's taxonomy places the organism in Eukaryota, Fungi, Basidiomycota, Agaricomycetes, Hymenochaetales, Hymenochaetaceae. Gene Ontology annotation, cellular component: nucleolus; small-subunit processome.
AUGGCAAGACUGGGACAAAAGAAAGGCCAGAAUCGUAGUAGUUCAUCAAUCGCUAGAACCGCACAUGGUCUCAAAAAUAAUGUAGCCCGAUUCCCGAAGCGCGGCGGACGACCUACCAAGGCAGUAAACGGGAUAACUCCAGAUGUCUACGACUACCAACCGACUAAGAACCGUCGUAGUAAUGUUUCCCUCGCGUUGGAUGAAGAUGAACUUCGUGGAGGAAGAUACGAGGAUGACGAUGAAGAGGAGGAGGAGGAUGGGAGCUCUCGGAGGCGACCUCGCUUGAUCGGCGAAGGAGCAGAUGACGAACGCAUAGACAGCGACGAGGACGACGAGAUUGAUUCUGACGUUGCUUUCGGUGGCAGUGACGAGGAACAGUUCGCCGGAUCGAACUUCGACAAGAAGGCUCAACCUAAGGCUAAGAGAACUAAAUUUAAUAAACAAAGGAGCGUAAGAUUUGCAGAAGUCGACCUUGACGAAGGCGAUGCACAAGAUGGUGCUAUGUCUGACGUUGCACCACGAGCUUCUGAAGGUGAAAGUGAAGAGGAAGAGGAAGAAGAGGAAGACGGAGAGUUCUUCGACGUUUUAGACAUUCUAGAUGGACGCGCAGAACCGGACUUGGAAGGGGAUAAUGAACUCGUGAAGUCGACGGAACACUUGCCAAGUUUGGUGCACGACAGCAAUGACGCUCGCAUGGCCAAUUCUGACGAGGACGAAGACGUCGAAGAGGAUGGAGAAGAAACAGGAGAGGAAGAAGAGGACGAAGCAGAGGAAAAUGCAUCUAUUUCCGGCUCUGACGAAGAUGAAGCAGACGACUCUGCUCUCGUUGCUCUUGGAAAAUUGGUCUCGGGACUGGAGUCUGGGAUAAAGCGAAAAGCUGAAGAUGAUACGGAAGACGCUAAUGAGGAUGCCGCAGCGAAGCAAAUGAAGAAGAAAAAGCGUCUGUUGAAAGACCGCACAGAGAGUGGAUUCGAGACGGAAUUUGGUGCUGGCGCUGCUGGCUCAUCUAAGCUCAGUUUGGAUGACCUCUUGACGCCGUUAGCUUCAAGACAAGGUGCUCUCGCCUCACUAAAGAAGUCAAUGAAGCCACUUGCAAGUUCUUCAGACCCAAAGAACCAACCAUUACCAGCUCCUCUUCCUAUUAGAACUCAGGAGAGGCUGGAUCGUGAGGCUGCCUACGAGCAAACCAAGCAGGAGGUUGAUAAAUGGACUGAUACAAUGAAGAGGAUUCAAGAGGCUGAACACUUGAGCUUCCCCUUACAAGGGCCUCGGCUUGUUAAGACCUCAAAUCUUGAAUUAACAGCCAAAUUCAAGCCUACGACGGAGUUAGAAAGCUCAAUCGACCGACUUCUAAGAUCGGCCAAGCUGCGCGAGGAAGAUAUCAAUAAAACGGAGGACCUGAUGAUGAAGAAUCUCUCCGUGGAGGAAGUCGCAGAACGUAGAGCGGAACUACGAAAAAUGCGGGAACUCGCAUUCCGUGCGGAUGCAAAAGCGAAACGAGUGGCAAAGAUUAAAAGCAAAGCCUAUCGUCGCAUACAUAAGAAGGAGCGUGCAAAACUACUUGCUAAACUCGAUGCUUCUGCUGUCCAAGACGACGGAGAUGCAGAGGAAGCGAGGUUGAAAGCAGAAACGGAGAGGGCACGUGAGCGUGCGACGCUUAAACACAAAAACACUGGAAAGUGGGCGAAAGCAAUGAAGGCGAGGGGAGAAUUGGAUGAGGAUCAGCGAAGAGACAUAAAUGAAAUGCUAGAGAAGGGCGAACGACUGCGGAGACGAAUACAAGGGAUUGAAAGCGAUGCCGAAGAUGGUUCUAGCAGCGACAGUUCGGAAAUGGAGGGUGACGAUGGCGUAUUACGAAUAAAAGCGAAUGCCUUCGAGGAACUGCGGGAGAUCCGAGAAAAAAAGGACGACGAGAACGAGGGCGCCGAUGAGAAGCAGCAGGCAAAGAAUGUUUUCCAGAUGAAAUUCAUGAAGGAUGCAGCUGCUCGCAAAAACGCCGAAAUCGAGCGAGAUAUUGAUGACUUCCGGAGACAAAUGGGGGAUUUACCAGUGGACAGUGAUAAUGAGGAAGGAGACGACGUGGAUGAUCCCGAAAAUCCCGCGCCAGUUGAACGUGUUAACGGUCGUAUGGUUUUCCGACCCACUCCUCAGACUCAGCCCUCCCUAAUGCUCCCACCUCCUCCUUCGGCCAUCUCGGAAACUUCUACUCUCAGAUCCCACGAUUCUAUUACUCAUUCGCCAGUACUUACCAUCAACGAGGACCGACACUCCGUACCACCUCCCGCGUCAACUUCUGUUGCGCCAACCCCAGCUUCCGAACUCCCAAAUCCCUGGUUAUCCGAAUCCCCCUCCACUUUGAAAGUUGCCAAGCGAAAAAACGAGCUUAUCGUCGGCAAGAAUGUAACACGAGCACAGAAAUCCGAGGCCUCCACGAUGAAGCAGUUGAAGAAGAGUACAGAAGAGCGUCAACUAGUGCAGGACGAUGCGGUUGUGGAAAUCGUCGUUGAUGAUGCUCUAAUGCUGAAGAACACUGAAAAUUCUGGCAACGCUGCCAAAGCCGUUGCUAGUAAUGUAACUAGUGAGGGUAAGAAGAAGGACAAGAAGGAGAAAAAGAAGAAAAAGGAUAAAGGAAAGGCCAAGGCAGUUCAAGGGCCGGAAGAGGAAGACUCAGAGGCAAAUAGCGAAGUAGAAGAGCAGGAGGCUGCUCUAAAGAAGGGAAGUAAAGUAGCGGCAUUCGAACAGCGGGAACUCGUCGCUAGAGCAUUCGCGGGUGACAAUGUUGUACGGGAGUUUGAGGAGGAAAAGCGAAGAGAGACCGAAGCAGAUGCACCGCAAGAAGUGGAUACGACGCUUGCAGGCUGGGGUUCCUGGGGCGGGGCAGGUCUUAAAAAGACAGCACCUAAGCCUCACCUAAUCAAGAAAGUGGCAGGCAUUGAUCCCAAGUCUCGGGCGGAUUACGGAAAGGCGCAUGUAAUCAUAUCCGAACGCCGUGAUAAAAAGGCAUUGAAAUUUGCGGUGAAGGACUUGCCAUACCCGUACACGAGUAAAGCGCAGUUUGAAGCACGAAUGAGUACGCCAUUGGGUGCAGAAUGGAACACUCGACUCGGUUUCCAACGGGGUACUUUGCCGCGGGUAGUCAAGAAGAUGGGUACGAUUAUCGAUCCAUUGGAGAAGCUCUAAGCGCGAGAUGUACGCACUAGUCCCUGAACCAGUUCAGCGGACUUCGACCCACAAUCACUGCACUCAUUUAACAGUUACGGCCGCCAUUUUUUCACUAACACAAUUAUCUACAUCCUAGUAAAGUUUACAAGCACGUCACCUGUUUAUUUGCCCUUUUUUUCGGACUUCUUGCGUGUUUCUUCAUUUUUAUGUCGUCGUAAUUCCGAUGCCAAAAUUUUGUCUUUGUUUCACGUGGAGAUUAUAUCGG